This is a messenger RNA of Sorex fumeus (smoky shrew), 789 nucleotides long. It is a transcript of the gene NCCRP1, whose product is annotated as NCCRP1, F-box associated domain containing. The record is from RefSeq and is a predicted model, not a curated record. NCBI's taxonomy places the organism in Eukaryota, Metazoa, Chordata, Mammalia, Eulipotyphla, Soricidae. Gene Ontology annotation, biological process: glycoprotein catabolic process; SCF-dependent proteasomal ubiquitin-dependent protein catabolic process. Bases 1 to 789 code for a protein of 262 amino acids. Gene Ontology annotation, cellular component: SCF ubiquitin ligase complex; cytoplasm. Gene Ontology annotation, molecular function: ubiquitin protein ligase activity. The transcript is spliced from 6 exons.
AUGGCGGAGGACCGGGAGCCCCGCGGGGCCGGUGCCCGCGCCCUGGAGGACGAGCCCGCCAGCCCGCGCGAGCCGCCGUCGCCGCCGCCGCUGCCGUCGCCCGUGGCGCCCGGGACCCCCGAGACCCCCGAGCCGCCCCAGCCCGAGCCGCCGACCGAGGCGUACGCGCGGCAGCUGCUACUGGAGGAGUGGGGGUCGCCGGGGGUGAGCCUGGAGCUGCCCCCGCGCCUCUCCUGGAAGCUGCUGCUGCUGCGGCGGCCGCUUUACCGCAACCUGCUGCGCUCGCCCAACCCCGAAGGCAUCAACAUUUAUGAGCCAGCACCCCCCGUGGGUCCCACCCGGAAGCCCCUGGAGACCCUGGGCAAUUUCCGGGGGUGGCACAUCAGGAUCGAGAACCUUCAGCAGAACCUUAGCUGGACCGUGAAGCAACAGUGCCUGGACCUCCUGGCCGAGGGCCUGUGGGAGGAGCUGCUGGAUGAUGAGCAGCCGGACAUCACCAUCAUGGACUGGUACGAGGACAGCCACCUUGACGAGAGCGUCUACGAGCUGCACGUCUGGCUGCUGGCUGCUGACCGCCACACAGUCCUCGCCCAGCAUCACGUGACACCCCGCACCUCUGCCAAGGGGCCCCCCGGUCGCUGGAUCCAGGUGUCCCACGUGUUCCGCCACUAUGGCUCGGGCGUGCGCUUCGUCCACUUCAUGCACAAGACCAAGAAUCGGAUGGAGCCUGGUGGGCUGCUGCGGACCCGGGUGACCGACUCCUCCGUGUCAGUGCAGCUCCGAGAGUGA